UUCCUCAUUCUAUGCAUACAACUCAAACACAAGUAACCAAAAAUGAAAGUAUCUUCUUCUGUUGCUAGUUUCCACAAUUUUGCCUUUUCUCCUUCUUUGACCUAUUCUAACCAUCAAGAUCAAGGCCAUCAUGUGACUUUGAAACCAUUGUUGGCAAAGGGGACAAUUUCUUGGCCAAGAAAAGUUGGUUGUAAAAGUGGGAUAGUAGUGGAAUGUGGUAGUAGGGGUAUGGUAAGAGAGUUGGAGAGAGAGCUUGAAGGUGAGAUUGAUGAAGAAAAGGGUAAGGGUAAAAGUGGAAUGACAAGGUAUAGAGAAAAGUGUGGAGGAGAAAGGAAAGGGGCUGUUGAGUUGUUGGAGUGUUUGGAAAAGGAAGCAAUAAUGGGUGAUGAUGUUGGGAAAGAAGCUAAUGAUUAUAACAGAAGGGCUCGGAUAUUUGAUAGAAGCUCUAGAGUUUUCCAAGCUCUCAAGGAAUUUGAUGAUCAUGCUUGAAUGGAAUUAGUUUCAUAAAUAUGAUUUUGACAAUUUAUUAGCUAAACAAGUUCCAAUAUAUGUCUACAAAUUUAGGAAAAGGGUUUGAUUCUUAUGAUAUAAAGCUAGGAAAAUUGAUCAGCAUUAGGAGCUGACUUAUGAGGACUAUGUUGUGCUUUUGUUUUUAUUAUUUCUUUGUGUUGUCUGUAAUAGUUUUAAUGUACUUCUUUUAUGUUUAUGUAAUUAGUGUUAUAUUGGAUACCAAUAAUAACAAUAAAUGGACGAUUUCUCUUAUUUAGAA
Molecule: messenger RNA, 769 nt
Organism: Vicia villosa (hairy vetch)
Lineage: Eukaryota; Viridiplantae; Streptophyta; Magnoliopsida; Fabales; Fabaceae
Exons: 1
Coding region: 43-489 (148 amino acids)
Source: RefSeq, a predicted model, not a curated record